CCUCUUCUUCUUGUGUUUCUUCCCCUUUGGAGCCUGAGCACGUUGCAGCUGGGCUGCUCCCGCUGUUUGCCUAACGAGGAGAACGAAUCAGAGCCGAGCGGAGUGGCAGAGAGGCACGGAACGGGAAUACUCGGCCAGGGAAACGGUCCCGGGAAAGGGGGAGAGACUCCGUGGGGAAUCUGGGCUAGUAUGCUAUCGAUCUCCACAGGACUGGGCGCUCACUGGAAGGCUUGACUGGAUCUCAGUGCGUCUGACAGGCGUGGGUAAAUGUGGAGCAGCUGAUGUCGGCGAUGGCCGGCCUGGACUCGCAGACCCGGACACCACCCCGCCAGCCCUACCGUCGCCUGAGUAACCCACAGCCCACCAGGAGAGUCUGACCCACCCCCACCUCCUCCUCCUCCUCCUCCUCCUCCUCCUCCCCCCACCUCCCCGCAUCUCCUGGGCUUCCUACAGCAGCCUCCUGGCGCUACCCCGGGCCCAUCAUGGGAGGAUGCCUCUCCAAGCCCAAACCAGUGGAGGUUAAAGUGGAGCUCACGCUGCUGGACAAGGAGAGGGAGACGGACACGAUGUCUCCCAACGGCAAGGUCAGCCCGUUCUCCGAGUGCCGGCCCAACGGCGCGCUGGGACACUGCUCGGACGAGGACUCCUCCGCCGCGCUCCGGCCGUUCCACAAACCGCGAGACUACGUGGAGGCAUCGGUGUGCCACGUCAAGGACCUGGAGAACGGACAGAUGCGGGAAGUGGACCUGGGUGCUGGCAGGGCUCUUCUGAUAAAGGAACAUGGAGAAUUCUGUGCAAUCGGACACAAGUGCCCACACUAUGGAGCCCCGCUGGUCAAAGGCGUCCUGUCAAAGGGCCACGUGCGCUGCCCCUGGCACGGUGCCUGCUUCAACAUCGCCACGGGGGACAUCGAGGACUUCCCCGGCCUGGACAGCCUGCCCACCUUCCAGGUCCGAGUGGAGAAGGACAAGGUGAUCAUUCGGGCUAACAAGCAGGCUCUUCAGUCUCAGAAGAGGACGAAGGCGAUGUCCAGGUGUUCGGCGGUGAUCAACUCCAGCACAGGCUUCAGCCACGUUCUCAUCAUAGGAGCGGGUCCCGCUGGGCUGGUGUGUGCGGAGACGUUGCGACAGGAGGGCUUCACCGACCGCAUCGUCAUGUGUACCAUGGAAAAACACCCACCCUAUGACAGACCUAAACUGAGUAAGUCCCUGGAAAGCACAGCCGAGCAGCUGAGGCUACGGUCGGCCGAGUUCUUCCAGACGCACAGCAUCGAGCUGCUGACGGAGAAAGAGGUUGUCUCCGUGGAUGUGAGGACGAAAAUCGUCAUGUUCCAUGAUGGACUGAAGAUGGAGUACAGGAAGCUUCUCAUCGCAACAGGAAGCAUACCGAAGCCCUUGAACUACAAAGGCAAGGACGUAGAAAACGUGUUUUACCUCAGAACACCCGAAGACGCCAACAGCAUAGCCAGACUCGCCAACAACAAGAACGCGGUGAUCGUGGGAACUUCGUUCAUCGGGAUGGAGGUGGCCGCAGCGCUCACAGACAAAGCCCACUCCGUCUCCGUCAUCGGGAUCGACGCCAUCCCCUUCCGGAAGAAUCUGGGAGAGAAAGUGGGGAAAACGAUAAUGAAGAUGUUCGAGAACAAGCGGGUGAAGUUCUACAUGCAGAACGAGGUCUCCGAGAUGCGGGGCCAUCAUGGACAGUUAAAAGAAGUGGUUUUGAAAAGCGGGAAGGUCUUAAGAGCUGAUGUGUGUGUCAUCGGCACAGGAUCUGGCCCCGCCACGUCGUUUUUAAGACAGAGCGGGAUAAAUGUGGACUCUAAGGGCUUCAUCCCAGUUAGUAAGACAAUGCAGACUAACGCGGAGGGAGUCUUUGCUGGAGGAGACGUGGUGGCCUUCCCGCUCUCCGGACGCAGCAAUAAGAAGGUGAACAUCUCACACUGGCAGAUGGCUCAUGUGCACGGAAGAGUGGCUGCCCUCAACAUGAUGGGCACGAGCACGGAGAUGAAGACGGUGCCUUACUUCUGGACGGCCAUGUUUGGGAAAAGCAUAAGAUACGCAGGUCAUGGAGAGGGAUUUGAUGACGUGAUCAUCCAAGGGGAUCUGGACGAGCUGAAGUUUGUGGCCUUUUACACAAAGAGCGAGGAGGUGAUUGCUGUGGCGAGCAUGAACUAUGACCCCAUCGUGUCCCGGGUGGCGGAAGUCUUUGGUUCCGGAAAGACGAUUAGGAAACGUGACGUGGAGACUGGGGACAUGUCGUGGCUGAUUGAGAAAGGCACGCAGUGAGCAUCUCAACCUGCGUCUGCAGAAAGACAUGCAUGCUGGGAAAAAAAAGAGAAAAAACAAGGAACUCAUGGUGCUGUCAUGACAACCAACUUUUGGGAGACGGGGGACAUUCGGACAGAGGCCAGGCCUGGAUCUCUACGGGAUGCUUCGGCCUACGUUCAGCUCGGCAGAGAGCGUUCCCUGUGACAGAAUUGUACAUAUUGUAAUAAAAUGUAAGAGUACGUGAGCCAUAAACGGUUUUUAACAACCAGCUCAAACAACAGUAGAGCAGAAGUAGUGGACUACUGCUCCUGGAAAUGUCAGGCUUAACUAAAAAGCAAUACUGUACUGUCAAUAUGCUGUGCAUGAUGCAUCUACCUGUACACAUUGUCUAUAGGGGUGUAUAGGGGUAUUGCCAUUUUUGUACAUGUAACUUUGUAAAUAGCUACAAACACAGAACGCACUGUCACACAUACAGGUCUGUACAAUUUAUGCAGAUCUUUAAAAUAAGACAUUGCUUGGUUUCAUCCAGGGACAAAUGGAAACUGGACCGGUAUUUAGGCUUUUGUUCAAAUGUGUAUUAUUUUGACAUUUUGUAGAUCCAGACUGGAAGAAGCCUGCUGUAGAAGCCAUACUAAAAUUAGGCUUUGGCUAUAGGAAACACAACAUUUCUUCAAAGCCAUGCAACAUGUUUCUGCAACAACCCUUACAGUAAAAACAAAUGCAAGUAUGCACUCCAACUGAUUUGUAUGCUCUGAGAUGCUAGCAUAUUGCCUCUUUAAUUCAAAGGAAUACAGAGUACUUCUUGCUAUGAGUAACUUUGGUAGACCUGCUCGUAGAUUGCACAAAUUAAAAUCUCUUUCUGAAUUAAUAAUGUAGGCUUGUAUUUUCAAAGUGAAUCAUUUAACUAAUUUUCUCAAUGGUAUGCAAUGAUUAAUGAAUGCCAUUUUUUAUUUUUUAUUUUCUUUUGCUUGGUAUGGCUUCUCAUAGACAGUCUUUGUGACUAACUCAGGGAGCUGUGCUACUGGGGGAGUGGAAUCAGGAUCUGUUGCAUUAGUGUUCCUACCGGAAAUCUGGUCACUGCAUUGCAAUGGCCCGUCUUUAUGAAUAAUUAUUUCCUUAUAACCGAGUUCUAAUAAUAUAAGGAUAUUCGUAUGUUUGCUCAAAUUAAUAACAAAUGUCACUGCAGUGUGCAUACCCUGUACCAAAUGUUACACCAUAGCUAGAUUUUUCCUUUGUGUUUUUAUAAAUGAAAAAUGCCCGUUUUGUCUCAUUGCUGCUGCCUGACGUGGUUACAUGAAAACUAUUUAAUAACAAAACUAUUUGGAUUAAGUAAAUAUCUGGCAGAAAGCAGUUUCCUGGAAUGAAAACUACCGGAGUUCAAUAUUAAAUGCAAUGUUGUGAUACAUUUCAAUAAAAUGCACAAAAAUGAGAAGAAA
Molecule: messenger RNA, 3703 nt
Organism: Conger conger (European conger)
Lineage: Eukaryota; Metazoa; Chordata; Actinopteri; Anguilliformes; Congridae
Product: apoptosis-inducing factor 3
Exons: 20
Coding region: 483-2285 (600 amino acids)
Biological process (GO): execution phase of apoptosis
Cellular component (GO): cytoplasm; mitochondrion
Molecular function (GO): 2 iron, 2 sulfur cluster binding; flavin adenine dinucleotide binding; oxidoreductase activity, acting on NAD(P)H
Source: RefSeq, a predicted model, not a curated record